Molecule: messenger RNA, 1541 nt
Organism: Paramecium octaurelia
Lineage: Eukaryota; Ciliophora; Oligohymenophorea; Peniculida; Parameciidae
Source: the annotation of a GenBank genome assembly
UGGCUUAUAUUGGAUCCCCUUUAGCUUUAUGUAAUUUAUAUAGAUAUAAAAGCAAGGAAAAACAAUAAUUAUUAAGCAUAUUUUACAUGAUAUUGCUUAUACAAUUUUAUUCUACAUUUAUGGAUAUUUAUUAAUCACAUGGUAUUCAAUGUAUGCUGAAAUAUGUUUUUAUUUAUCUAAUUAAGUACAAAAUAAUUAAUUUCUAGGAAAAGAAUGAUAAUUAUUUUAAAAACGAAAGCAGUAAAUGGAUAUGCUAACAUUACAAGAAAGUGGUGAAAUUGAGAUUAUUUUUAGUAUUACUUGUUCAAACAGCAGUUAGCAUAUUUACAGGUAUAUUUUUAUAUAUAUAUCCGAUAGGAUUAAGAUUGGAGAUAUAAUACCCUCAUUUUGCUGUUGUUUGUUAUUCUUUUCUCCUUAUUAACUUUAUUAUCUUUAUUUUUGAAUUUGCUUUAUAUGGAAUCAAGCUGUAAAGAUGCAUUCGACAUUAGCUCAACUAAUUUUAUAAUGAAAAAAGGAAAAAAAUCCUUAAUUUAGUGACCAUGAAGGAAGAGUUAUAAAGAUAAUUAGAGCAAAAGCAAUCUGAUGGAUAAUUUCAGUCUGUUAACUAGAAUAGAAAAUUUGAGAAUUCUCCAUCUCAAAAAUCUUCAAGAAAACCAAGCGAAGACUUGCCCUAGGUUUUAGUACCAAAUUAAAAGGAAAGACUUAGAAAAAAGAAUGUGACAUUUUGCAAAAACAGUUCAAGCUUUGUGUAUUACAGAUAAGAGAGUCAUCAUAAUAUUAAAAUUAAUCAAAACAUCUAAGAAGUUAUUGCAGAGUAAACAGAAAAUUCUGAAAGGGAGGCUAACAUAUAGAACAUAAAUGAAAGUUGUUGUUUGGAGGAAUCUAUAAAAUAAAUUGAUUGGACUAGUGAUCAAUAAGAUAAAAAAAUAAUAGAAAAUGUUAUUUAGAAAAAAAAUUAAGUUGUAAGAGAUGCAAAGGAAAAAAUUUAGAGUGAUCAAGAGAGUUAUUUUUUACAUUAAAAAUAUAAUAAUAAAAAGCAAGUUGAUUUAAGUAAUUUGAGUGAUCAAAGUUAAGAUUAAACUUAAUACACUUAAAUAGGAUAGUAAAUUGAUGCUUUUGAAUAAUAGAAAUAUUUAGAAGAAUAAUAAUUAACUUUGAAGUCUAGCAGUUUAGAAGCUGAUAAAAAUAUUCUAUAUAAAAUAAUGCUAUUAGUAUCUUUAGGAAUUAUAUAUGAAGUGAUAUUUGGAAUUAUGUGUAUAAUUGCUUUAGUUAGUGAAGCAAUUUAUUCAACCCCAAUUGGAACUAUUGUAUAUUUAUAUGUUUCUAGUACACUUUAGUUCUUAUCAUUAUUUAACGUUUUAAAAUUAUUUAAGGACUUUCGAUCUUAAUAAAUUAAGAAUUUUAUAUGGAUUUAAAAAAUAGGAAAUAAAAAGAGUGACUUAAAUUAAAAUUAUUCAUUUAUAAUACCUUAGGAAUACAAAUAAGAUGAUGAUAUGUUAAGAAAAUUUGAAAGCAGAAUAAAUUUGAUCACUUUAUAUUGA